AUGCUGAAAGCUUCGUACAGCUUGAAUUCAUACGGGCGUACAGUUUUCGCUCUGUGCAUCGUACUUUGUUUCACACACAGCGUUUCUUCUACACAUGCUCAUCAAAGGAAGGCUGCUUCGUUGAUUUCGCCGAUCGGUGAUCCAAUCGACGUAUGGGACUCUGUUGACACCUGGAAGCGGUGCUCAAUCGUCGACGUUCCUGACAUUCCUAGUCGCGUGUAUGCUGAAGCCAAGGACAAGAUGCACAUGAUUGAAGGUUCUACGCACUUCUUUCCCAUGACUGGUGAUUCCAUUUUUAACUUCACCAGAAGCUGCAAGCCUGCGUGGAACAUGACGGGAGAUGGUAAUCCUGCAAUGUUCGCUGGAAACGAGUUUUUAGACUCCGCAAUUGCUUUCUCAAAUGGAACUGUCGUCUCUCUAAUACAUACUGAGUUUCCAGGGAAUAGAUACAACAUGUGCAACUCAACUGCCUAUCCAUUAUGUUGGACAGUUACCAUUGGUUUGGCCAUCUCUCAUGACUGGGGAGCGACCUGGUCUCAUGUCCGCCCUCCACCUCACCAUUUGAUGGCUGCAGUUCCAUAUGUGUACGAUGAAAAAAAACUGGCUUAUGGAUGGGGUGAUCCCUCGAACAUUGUGCUCAAUCCACGCGAUGGAUACUACUAUGUUGCAAUGUGGAAUCGGCAUCAGAUUGGAAAACAGAAGUCAGGGAUUUGCAUCGCUCGGACACGCCAGCUUCUAGACCCUUCUUCAUGGAGGGGAUGGGACGGCAAAGGAUUCAGCACUACUUUUGUCUCUCCGUACUCGUUGGAUCCGAAAGCACCGAAAGAGCAACACAUCUGUACGGUGAUCGAGAAUGUACCUACUCUUUGUGCUGCGUUGAGCAUGGUAUGGAGUACUUACCUAGAGAAGUUUGUUAUGACGAUUGGUUGUUUCGAUGAGCUGUCCAAAUCGUUCUACAUCUCCACAAGCGAUGACCUCAUACAUUGGACUACUAUGCGUCCUUUUUUUGAUGCAGAUAUACUUCCGCCAAGGGUGAAGAAAAUGAUAACUUCUAUUGGGUAUCCUGCUCUUCUCGACCCUAUCGCUUUUUCGUCAUAUGGCGAUAGAAACUUUUACACAAUCGGAAAAGAGCCAUACCUGUUUUGGGUUUCUCUGGGACAUAGUCCUUAUACAGAUGGCAGGCAUUUAUGGGCAUCACCAAUGAGAUUCAAUAGCGAGGAGGGGGUUCUGAGCAACGUGUCCUCCAGUUAUACAACAGUGCUGUAA
Messenger RNA from Cylindrotheca closterium, 1266 nucleotides. NCBI's taxonomy places the organism in Eukaryota, Bacillariophyta, Bacillariophyceae, Bacillariales, Bacillariaceae. The record is from the annotation of a GenBank genome assembly.